Messenger RNA from Micropterus dolomieu (smallmouth bass), 4019 nucleotides. RefSeq names its product extracellular matrix protein 2, female organ and adipocyte specific (gene ecm2). Gene Ontology annotation, biological process: positive regulation of cell-substrate adhesion; extracellular matrix organization. Gene Ontology annotation, cellular component: extracellular matrix. Lineage: Eukaryota; Metazoa; Chordata; Actinopteri; Centrarchiformes; Centrarchidae. Bases 159 to 2501 code for a protein of 780 amino acids. Gene Ontology annotation, molecular function: protein binding; heparin binding; collagen V binding. The transcript has 12 exons. The record is from RefSeq and is a predicted model, not a curated record.
GACACACGAGAACAAGACACACACACUUACACAUCAUCACACAGCGACACACACACACACACACACACCUCUCCUUGAGCUCCUGCAGAACCAGAGGAGGAGAAAAGAGGGUGGAAGAAUUUGGCCUCAAAUCCUGCAACCGCCUUCAAACAGCUGGGAUGAGGUGGUGGCUAGUGGUAGCCAGUCUGUGGUUGCUGGUGGUCCUGACGGUCCCGUACGCCCAGGCCAGGAACAGAACUCGCAACCAGGAUGGUGAGACCCGGAAGAGGAAGAGGGAUGGCCAGGGUCAUGGGCGGUCCCGAGCGGGGCGUUCUAGACCUCUGAAGAUAAGACUGGUUCCUGGUCCCAGCAUCCCAGUGGAGCCUGGAGAAAACCAAAGAAACACUCUGUUCCUGGAGCCCUACAAGAAGCUACAAGAACAGCACGCCAGCUACAAUGUUAUCCCAGGUAAGCAGGGCCAGUGUGUGUACCAGGGUCUGACCAUGUUCGACCAGGCCGUCUGGUCUCCAAAGCCCUGUGUGACUUGUCUGUGUACCAGAGGGCAGGUGGUUUGUGAUGAGAUCACCUGUCCCAUAAUGCACUGCCAUUUCCCUUUCACCCCCGCUGGGGAGUGCUGCCCCGUCUGCAUGAAGCCAGAACCUGACCUCAGCCUUGACCUUUCUGGUGACUCCCCAGUUCCCAGUGACCCCGGUGAGUCCGUGACUCCGCUGACCCAAGAGGAGAUCCAGCGAAUCCUCUGGCGGGAGGAAGAGGAGCACCGUGAGGAAGAGGAGCGCCUGAGGAAGAAAGAUGAGGCGAGGAAAAAGAGGAGGAAGCAAAGGAAGGAGCAGGCGGAGAGACAAAGGAAGAUAGUGGAGGAGAGAAGGAAGGAGGAGGAGGAGGCGCUGAGGCUGCAGGUGGAGAAAGAGGAGGAGGAGUGGAGGAGGCAGAUGGAGGAGAUGGAGAGAAAGAGGCAGGAGGAGAGGAGGAGAUUGGAGGAGGAAGACAGAAGGCGGAAAGAGGCAGCGGAGAGAGAAGCAAGGGAGAAGGAAAGGAAGCUAGAAGAGGAAAGGAGGAGGCAAGAGGAGAUGCUGAGGGAAAAACUACUGGCUCUGGAGGAGGAGGAGGAGGAAGAGGAGGAGGAAGAGGUAGAGGACGCGGAGGAGGUGUGGCUGAGAGGAGAUGUAUUUCAGAUGCCUCCAAAAAUACACAAAGAACCCAAGGAACCAGAACUCCUCCCUGCUCCAAUCCCAAGACCUCCUGCUGCGACGGAGGACGAGCCGAAGGAGAUGGAAGCAGAGGUGGAGGAGGCAGAGGAGGAGGAGGAGGAAGGGGAGGAGAGGGAGGGUUUAGUGAACAGAAGAGUCCUCCCUCCAGGCUGUGACAUCUCUGAUGUCACUAUGACAUGUGAGAACGUCAAACUCAUGUACUUCCCUCCUCUGGCCAUACCUGAGCUCAGAUCUCUCAGUCUGGAGGGCAACAACAUCAGCAGCAUCCCAGCAGAAGCCUUCAAUGGUAUCCCCAACCUGGAAUGGAUCAACCUGAAGAAAAACAAACUCACCUCUGCCGGCAUUGAUGCUAAAGCCUUCAGAGGUCUGAAGAUGCUAAGGCGUCUGUAUUUGGAUGGGAACCUUCUAGACACCGUGCCCUCUGACCUACCCCCCACCCUGCAGGAGCUGAAGAUCAGUGAGAACAGACUGAGAGGAAUCCAUAAAAACAGCUUCCAAGGUCUGCACAACCUAAGGAUUCUGGAGUUGGAGGGAAAUCUGCUGAGCGAGGGGAAUGCAGAUCCUCUGGCCUUCGCCCCCCUCAUCCAGCUUUCCUACCUUCGACUGGGCAGAAACCACUUCCGUACUGUACCACAGGGCCUUCCCAAGUCAUUGCUGGAGCUGUACUUGGAGAACAACCUGAUUGAGGAAAUCUCAGAAGCAGUUUUCAAUCAGACCCACAGUCUAAACGUGGUUUCUCUGAGACACAACAAGCUGGAUGAGACCAGGAUCGCCCCGAUGGCUUGGAUCAACCACAGAAAUCUGGAGUCCAUCGACCUUUCUCAUAAUCACCUUUACCUAGUCCCGUCCUACCUACCCAGAUCUCUGGUCCACCUAGUGCUGGUGGGAAACAACAUAGAGAGGAUACCUGGCUUCGUCUUCGCCCACAUGGACCCUGGUUUGGAGUACCUGUACCUCUCCUACAACAAACUGGAUGGGGAGGGAAUCGAACCAGAGUCAUUCUUUGGGUCGUACAACUCCAUGGUGGAACUGUGUCUGGAUCACAACCAGCUGGUCACUGUGCCAUCUGGCAUCAACGAGAUGACCAACUUACAUUUCCUCAGACUCAACAAUAACAAUAUCAGGAGUAUCCCUGACGAAGGCAUCUGUGACCUGAACCACAGCGGAGACUCCACUCUGGUGGCCGUGAGGCUGGAAAACAACUACAUUGACCCCCAGAAGGUCUCACCAACAGCCUUUUCCUGUGUACGCUCCUCCUCCAGCGUGGUCUUAAAACCCCAGAAAACCAAGUGACCUGAGCUCAUGCAAAACAAAAACUAAAGACACUUCUUUAAAACCCACAAAACAGAGGGGCAAAGAUUUUGGUUUUAAUGUGCCAAGAGAAGUCAAAACCUAAAAUUUCCCCUCACUAGCUUCCUCUGAUGCUGUAUGUUAUUGAGAGAGUACCCAAAAUAUAAGAAAUUAAUUCAUAAAAAGGCUCUCACAUUAAUGUCUGAUGUACAGGCUGAACAUGGAAAAAGGAAUUUAACUGUCAAAACACAGUUACUGCUGAAGUAAUUUGCCUUAAGGGAAUGUACUGUCCUGUCAUAUACUUGGCCUGAACCCUUACGAGCUGCAUAAAGGAUUUUCUUCUUCUCUGGCUCUAAUACACUGUAGGUCUGGUAAGUUGUUUUGCACUGUCGCCUGGCCCAACUUUAACUGGUACGAAGGUGACAGAACACCUUCAGACUUCAAAAAACACAUCUGUCUGCUUUAGUAAAAUGUUCAACUCGCUAAAAUGGAAAGAAUUUCUGCACCAUACACAGUAAAAAUGCUAAUAAAUAAAUGGAAAGAAUUCUCUGAAGUGAGACCACAAGCCCGCCACAUUAUUUUUAACAACCUCCGCACCUUCAUGUUCCAUUUCUCAGCUCUGUUUCUUCCAACGUCAUCUUUCAUAAAAACUCUGACAUGGAAAGGAGUGUGAGUAGCAUGUGUGGCACAUCCUUCAAGUUUUUUCUGUUAAAGAUAAAGAGCAUGAUUACGUUAAAGUGAGUGCUGUUGGGGAGCUAUUCCCUCUCACAGAUAAAGUCUGUAGUUCAGCGCUGAUGGACCCACAACAAUACAAUGCGUGUAUCUUACAUGAUUAGGCCGUAUUGUACUUUAAUUAUAUUCCUCAUAAUAACGGUAAUUUUCCCUUCAUCCAUGCAUAUGCUUAUAUAAGCAGAGUUAGCUCUAGGUAACGUAUUUUGCCACGUGGUUUCAUUAACUGUUGAGUGGGGUUUGCGGUUAGCAGAGGUUUUGCUAUAGAGUUUCAUCUAAAUGAGUAUAGCAAUGUUUACUAUGCGGUCUGAAGAAACGUGAUUACUGGGAGAGCCCUCUAACAAAUGCCUCUGACCUUCAGAUCUCUCAAAGAACUCUCUUCAAGAUGAACAGAGUUGAAAUGUGGCAUUGUGAGUUUUUUCCUAUAAGUUUGUGUUUAUGCCUUGUUUUUGUGUAUUUCUAUGCCCUUAAGUCUACAUCAGCACUGACAGUGAACAAAAAGAUGCUCCUGCAGCUGGAGACAGAUGUAGAUUAAAUGCUCUUACAGUACUUACAGAUUGUACUGUUGCUUUUAAGAACUUCAUUUACAGUCUACUGUUAAAUGUCAAAACCAAAAGUGACUUUUUUCAAAAAAUGUUUUUCAACAUUUGACCUGAAACACAACUGUCCUUCACUUUGCUCUUGGCUGGCCAAUAUGCAUUAAUGGUAUGUUUAUCUAAUGUGUCAACAAUCAUACUAUAGUUUAACACAAUGUUACAAUGCAAAAUUCAAAUAAACUUCACUAUGUUCCCA